Molecule: messenger RNA, 204 nt
Organism: Parnassius mnemosyne (clouded apollo)
Lineage: Eukaryota; Metazoa; Arthropoda; Insecta; Lepidoptera; Papilionidae
Source: the annotation of a GenBank genome assembly
UUGAAGUAUAGUGCAGUGUCAUCUGCGAAGAGUGAGAGCUGUACACCAUUCGACGGGAUAGGAAUGUCGUUGGUACAUUACAGUUUAACGAAAAAUGCAUGCCAACCUCCUACGUAUAUUUAUCAUUAUAAUAAUUUGGUACGAAUAUAUUCGAACAGUGUUUCUUGUACAAAUUACAUAUUAGUAAAAUCGUAUUCCGUAUAG